Messenger RNA from Vespula vulgaris, 3932 nucleotides. Its product is annotated as beta-1,4-glucuronyltransferase 1. The coding region runs from base 413 to 1771 and encodes 452 amino acids. Gene Ontology annotation, molecular function: glucuronosyltransferase activity. The record is from RefSeq and is a predicted model, not a curated record. NCBI's taxonomy places the organism in Eukaryota, Metazoa, Arthropoda, Insecta, Hymenoptera, Vespidae. The transcript is spliced from 4 exons.
UAUCAGUGGAGCGAUUUGGAAGCUCAUGCUGAACACGUAAUUUCCACCUAGUGCGUGUAAAUAAACUUGCGUUCUUCUUAUUAUCUGCCGUUGCUUUCAAUGCGAUCGAUUAGACAUUGUUGUUGUCGUCGUUACGACGCGAGUGCGAUACAAGCGUAGAAUAAGUGUAAGAGCUGGAAAGGACAAGGACCUAGUAUACAUAGCAACGAACUCGUGAAGGUUCCAGGCCAAGGACGAGUCGAACGGAGUUUAGAGGAAGGCUGCUAGGGGUUUCUCGUUGGAUGAGAAAGGCUAAUGCUAGUGGCUUUGGUGAAUGUACGCGGAUUGAGGCCAACGGGGGUUGGCAGAGACUGAUUUCGUCAACGGGCUACCACUAGAAGGGGUGGUUUGCCUUGCGUGUCAAUACACAUCAAUGAUUCAGUUGCGAUGUCAACCAUGGAACCUCAGUUUAACCAGCGUGAUCGUUUUGGCACUGUCCAAUAUGCUGCUGACCUUCUUACUACUACAAUCGGAAACUUGCACGCAGAAUUCGAUAGGUCGAGAACUCGAGAUAAAUGCCGCCACGGACUGGAAUCUCGGUACCCUUCUCAAGGAGCAACAGGAAGAGUGUGCGACGCGGGAUUAUCGACAUACGACAGUUGACAGGCUAAACCUCGACGUGAGACUAGGCAGAUGGGAUGCCCGUAGGCUUUUCAAAACGUUCGAUUCGAUCUUCGUCGGGUCUAGAUUUUCUGAGCUUUCGCAGACGUAUCGAGUUUGUCUUGCCACGCAGAGUUCCAUCGAGAAGUUGUACUCGAUUGUUGAAGUGGCUCAUCAAUGGACCGGUUCAAUGUCUGUUGCUUUGUACGCCGCGGGCGACGAGGAGUUCGAAGUUCUACAAAAAUAUUUGCUUUAUCUUAAAAAGUGUUACGAACCUGUACGCGAAAGGAUAUCCUUUUCCUUGGCCGUGCCAAGGGUCAAACCACUCAAGAAGCAACCCCGUACCUUUGCCCUGCCCGACAUCGUUGAUUGUGCCAAACCGGAAGCUACCCUUAACGAACUCAUGUCUGGUAUUUCCGUCGAGCAAACGAACUGGAGAACGCGAAACGUUUAUCCUCAGAAUCACUUACGGAAUCUAGCUAGGAAAAAUUGCCAAUCCGAUUACGUUUUCUUAACGGACGUCGACAUCGUACCAAGCCUCAAUCUCACUAGUGCUUUAGACGACUUCCUUAGGAAUGAGAACUGUGACAAGUGCGCCUACGUCAUACCCACGUACGAGCUGGACUCGCGCGUCAGAUUUCCAUCGAAUAAAUCAGACUUGGUCAGACUGGCGAGAAAAGGUCUCGCUAGACCCUUUCAUCAAAAGGUUUUCAUCCACAAUCAAUUUGCCACGAACUUUACGAGAUGGGUGUUCGACGUAUCACCAACUCACAAGAAUUACGAGAACAUAAGAAACGGCAAGAUUUACGUGAGUCACGAAGUGACAAAUUUCGAAUUCCUUUACGAACCGUUCUACGUGGCAAAGGAUACUGCGCCAGCUCACGACGAAAGAUUCAUGGGAUAUGGAUAUACGAGAAAUACUCAGGUUUAUGAGAUGUUUGUGGCUGGCUAUCAAUUUAAAGUACUCUCGCCUGUAUUUACUGUACAUUGGGGCCUGCAGACGAGAAAAAGUAGACCUUCCUGGCGUGAACGACAAAACAACGCUAAUAGAAAAUAUUUUGACAUGUUUAAGACAGAAGUUUUUGCUCGUUAUUUGCGAGAUCCCUUAAAUAUGAUGAAAGAAACAGAAUGACGGAAACAUCAUCGGGAAAUCCGUUAAAUUCGUUACUAUUUACCGUCCUUUUGAACGACGUAGUUUAAUACAAACAAACUUGAGAAUUCAGUUUUGUUGGCUUAAAAAAAACUCUUUCAUAUCUGUACUAUUUACAUUUAUAUGUUUACACAUACACGCGGGCGCGCGUACACAUAGACAAUAUUUUGAGAAAUUCAUUAUUGCUUGACCUUCUUUUAUUUAUUGCGAACAUCGUGAAUCAUUUCUCGACGUACCGUUGAGAUGGAAACAUCUUAAAUAAAGUAGACCGUCGGAAGAUUUCGAAGAUUAAGAAGUAUUACAAAUUAGUCUUAUUUUAAGCGUUUAAAUAUCAUCGUUAAGAAAUUAUUUAUCGCGAGUUUCAAGUUAUAAAAGAGCGUUCAAGAAGCUUUAUCGAUCGCGAGAGAUAGAACGAAAAGCAGUUUUGAAUAGAUCAAUGAAACGUUAAUAAUUUCUAUAAUUAGAAGAUGGUAUUUAACGUAUUUUCCAGUUCAUCGAUUCGUCCUUAAGUGGCCAAUCGCCGUAUCUUGGCUCUUGUUACUUCCACUCACGAUUUUCCAACAUCGUCAGAGACUGCCACGCGGGAUCACGGAAUAAAUAUCUUUCUUCUAAGUUUCGUAGCACGUACUCGUGCACAAGGAGGAGAAUGAGUCGGGAGCUAAGUGAACGUACCUCGUUAGCUGUCUAGCUUCUAGAGGGUAGACGGCGUAUAAAUUCAGAAAUCGAUACGUUGAAAACGAUCUCUCUCUUUCUCUCUCUCUCUGUCUCUUUCUCGCUCUUUCUCUUUGCUCUUUUUAAACAUCGUCGAAAGAGCAACGGAAGAUAAGUUUAUAAUUAAGGGUUGAUAAUUUACAUCGUUCCGUGCACGAUUCCGUCGUAUAAACAAAAUUUUAAUGAAUUUCGUAACAUCGAUAAGCGUGUGUUUCAUUUAUAUGGCCACCUUGAUAACUUAACUCUGUUAAUCUUAAACAAUUAAAGUUCUAAGUUUGACGAUCUUAUGUUGUUAUAUAUGUAUGUUUUAUACAUACAUACAUACAUACAUACAUACAUACAUACAUACAUACAUACAUACAUACAUACAUACAUACAUAUAUAUAUAUAUAUAUAUAUAUAUAUAUAUAUAUGCCUAUAUACGAAGAAUGUGCUAACGGAUGAAAAAACGAAAGUUAAUUUAUAAUAUUUUAACGGCCUGAAUUUUCGUGCCGAAGUGAAAUUGAAUUUUUUUCUUUUGGUGGAAGAUAACAAAUUAACGCCAUUAAAAUAAUGAUUAAACAAUUAUCUUUGCUUUCUAAAAUAAAACGUAGAGCUGCCAAUUGUACGACCGUUCUUUUUCGUUAAAUCAUCGUGAAAUUCUUACGGUUGAUGGAGACCUUUUGAUAUUACUAUUAAAGAAAUUUCUUUUCUUUUUAUUAUUUUCUUAUUAGAAUCACCAUCGCCAUUAGAUAAUUAAUUGUUUCUCACGUUUCAUUCUCGAAUGAUCGAUGAAUCCAUCAUUAUUAUCGGAUCAUGUACGUAAAGUCACAGCCUUGAAAUGCAAGGCACUUUUAAAAUGUAAAAUUUAAAUUUACGUACAAGAGAUGUUAUAAGAGGGUAUACAGAUAAACAAGAAAAAUAUAAUAAAGAAUUGUGACGUAUACGAAGAGAGAUUUAUAAUGAUUUUAAUAAUUUUCUUUCUUUUCAGCUUCAUCCAAUUAUACUAUAUAAUUUAAUUAAUAAUUUAAUUAAAAUUUAACAGCGAUAACCUUAUUAUUUAAUUGAAUAAAUUAUAAUAUCAACAAUGAUAUUUUCCUUUAUAAGUAAUAAAUGGAACUGUUUAAUAAUAUAAUGGAAUGUUGAAAUUCCUGAUCGAACCACUUUUAUGGCUUAUGUACAUACGUCUUAGUUUAACAAUGUAUAUUUACAAGUAUCCUAUCUCGUAAUGGAAAGCUCAAGGAGGGUAUGAGAUUUGUCAUCCUACUUUAUCGUUGUUAUCGUUUCUUGUCGAUGUAACGCAUCGACGAGAUGGAUUAAGCGUUACAUUGAUUGCGAUGUGAAAGCACGUCUCCCUGCAAGAAAAUUAUGAAGAGGUUGAUAUUGGCAGAAGUAAAGUGUCAUGUAAAGUAUAUAUGUAUCUAUUAAAAAAGGACAAAAUUUUUUUGUAAAU